Molecule: messenger RNA, 2301 nt
Organism: Aspergillus novofumigatus IBT 16806
Lineage: Eukaryota; Fungi; Ascomycota; Eurotiomycetes; Eurotiales; Aspergillaceae
Product: LIM domain protein
Exons: 6
Coding region: 1-2301 (766 amino acids)
Cellular component (GO): Z disc; nucleus
Molecular function (GO): transcription coregulator activity
Source: RefSeq, a predicted model, not a curated record
AUGACGCAUAUACCUCAUCUUCCCGGCCAUGCUAAGGCCAAGGAUGGCCAGCGGAAGUUCGCCAACUAUCUGAAAGACUUGCGAACGAAUCGACCAGUCCGCCCGAGUGGAUCUAGACCCAUUCCAUCAAGAGUAACCGGAUCAGGUUCAACCCCUCGAGAGACCCUCCCUCCUCGAGCGUCGUCGUCAAUGUCAAUGUAUGGACACCCCAGCGCCCAGCCUACUUCGCCCGAGAGAGAGCGACCUCGAGCCAGCAGCUCUCUGUCUACCCAUCGCCCAUUCGAACCCCACGUCUCCUUGGGGAGCUCAGCUGGGCGCCCAUUAGUACAGGAACCAAGAAUGGUGCCGAUACGCAAGAAUGUUUCACCGUCGCAUGUUUUCUCGCGCCCCUCGCCUCCAUCUCCCAGUGCUGUUUAUCGUGAAAGUGGUCAGCGGCGGGUAGAGAAGGAAGAAGCACGCUCCUUGCGGGAUGCGUUGCAGGAAUUGGACUUGCACGAUGAGAUCCGCCUCCAUCAGGCUGCACAAGACGAAGCCACGGAGCUAGUCUGGAUGCAUCAAAACCCCGGUGUGCCCUACAAAAACCCAUAUGCGCCGUACCAUAACCCGGACCUGGACAGAUCAUCCGAGACGCCAAAGAACGCCGGCCGCUCUCACAGCCAAAUUGAUACAAUUGGCGGGCCCAUGAAUAAUCAUCGAUCGACCUCAGAAAGCUCUUCUGACAGCCAUUGUGCUGAUGCUGGGGGGACAGGUUUAGGUCUAAAGUAUGACAGACAACGCCAGCAUGUGGUGGAGGACUCGGCAAGCAGCCCUACAAAGUCCUCGUCGCCGCGGAAGCAUGUCAGAGUCGAUUUUGCGUUGCCCGCCGAGGAAUCGCCCUCGAAAUCUAGACGUGGCGGGAACUCUUGUCUCUCGAGAUUCGGUAGCGAGUCAUCGAGAGGGAUUUUUCGAAAUCCUCGAGACUCGAUCUAUGAGGAACCCAAAGACACUCGUGGCCCCGAGGAGGAUGAGCGACCGGAAUUUUCCAGAUCCGACUCAUCAGCUCUCAGAUCAAAGCCGCGCAAUGCCCUACCGCGAGGCUCUCGACCCCUUCCGGGGAGACUAAGCAGUCUUCCGUUCGUUGACAAGUUGGCGCGGUUCGAGCUACAUAAGCAACAUUCAACGCAAUCGAGAAAUCCGGACUAUACGACGAACGACCCGCUCCCGCAAACAGCCCCGGAUGAGGAUGCCGACAAAGAGCAGGCUGUCCAGGCCGUUCCCACGAAGAAUGGCCUUGAGAUUCGCAGCGAAGAAAUCAGGGCGGCUACAAGUAAGAAGCUCAAAGAUCGAAGCACAAAGCUGCCUAUGCCCACAGCCGUAAGUAAUCGCGUUGGCCGGCCGAUCCGUGACAGCCUGAGGCAGGAUUCGGCCUCCCCAACACUACCACCGCAGUCUGCUGCCCCUACUAUUGAAGUGUCCGAGCCGCCGGCGAUACCGGUUAUCAAUGUUCCGGACGAGAAGGAGCCCGCCAUUUCGGAGAUGGCAGCAGCAUCAUCCCAGAAGGAAAGAGGAAGUACUAGGCCUCUGCCAGAUCCAGUGAGCACAAAGCACCGCCCGCAAUCAUCUCCUCAGAAAUCUGCGCAGUUUUCACAAAAGCCCUGGUUAUCAACGUAUACGCGUUCGGGAGUACCAACAGCGAAAUGUGAGUCCUGCUCGCUUCCCAUUGCAGGGAAGAUCGUCACAGCGGCGGGGGCUCGCUUUCACCCAGAGUGCUUCGUGUGCCAUCAUUGCCAUACUCCCUUAGAAUGUGUGGCCUUUUAUCAGGAGCCCGAGGCCAAGCGCAAUGAGCGAUUGGCGGGGGCGCCAAGUGACGACGAGGAGGCACGUAUGUUGCGCUUCUACUGCCAUCUGGAUUUCCAUGAGAAGUUCAGCCCCAGGUGCAAGAGCUGCAAGACCCCGAUUGAAGGCGAGAUUGUGGUGGCAUGCGGGGCUGAGUGGCAUGUUGGUCAUUUUUUCUGUGCCGAAUGUGGUGAUCCCUUCGACUCGAACACUCCUUUUGUGGAAAAGGACGGGUUCGCGUGGUGCCUUCAAUGCCAUUCUCGGCGCACCGCUCCUCGAUGCCUGGGCUGCAAGAAGCCUGUCCUGGAGGAUGUUGUGGUCAGCGCCGUCGGGGGCCAAUGGCACAGUGAAUGCUUCGUCUGUCACGAGUGCGGCGACGGUUUCGGUCCCGAUGGCCGGUAUUUCGUGCGAGAGGGCGAGCCCAAGCGAACAUCUAAAGGCCGGAUCAUUGGGGUCCGCAUCCGACUGAAGGCAUCACCCAAGUGA